Hirsutella rhossiliensis is the source of this 3231-nucleotide messenger RNA. RefSeq names its product fusaric acid resistance protein-like domain-containing protein. The coding region runs from base 1 to 3231 and encodes 1076 amino acids. The record is from RefSeq and is a predicted model, not a curated record. The transcript has 4 exons. NCBI's taxonomy places the organism in Eukaryota, Fungi, Ascomycota, Sordariomycetes, Hypocreales, Ophiocordycipitaceae.
AUGGCACCUUCAAAUCCCCUGCAAUGGCUCAUUGUCAUGAUCUGGGGCCGCUGUCAGACCAAUGCGCCGUGGCAGCGCAUGGUCAAAUACUCUCUCGCCUCGACCAUCGCCCUCAUCAUCGCCUUGCUCCCUCCCUUUAAAGCCAACGCCAACUUCCUGACACCCAUGGUCACCGUCUUUGCCCAUCCCGGUCAAAGAAUGGGCCUUAUGAUCGAGGAUCUCCUCAUGGUGCUCGUUGGCUCUCUUAUCGGCUUGUCCUGGUCACUGCUGGGCCUUCAUCUGUCAAGUCUCGUCCAGGCCUCCAAUUUCCCGGCCGCUUACACCAUUCGCGGCCUCUUUCUUCUGGUCUCCGUCCUUGUUCACGGCUAUGUCAGGUCAUCGAGCCCGCGUCUACUAGGCGCUGUUCUUUUUCUCCUCAUCGCUUCCUUGUUGGCUAUCCAACUGCCCGGUACCGCCUCAAGUUCCCUAUUCACAACAAUUUACAUCCCAAUUCUGCUCGGCGCGGGUGUAUUGUUGUUUGUCAACCUCGCAAUCUUCCCAGAGCUAUCAAGCAGCUACCUGGGAUCCUCGACCAUCGAUACCCUGUCGGAGACUAUGGACACCUUGACUCAUGCAACUCACUGGUUUGUUACCCCGGGCGGCGAUCCUGAUGACAAUCAGCAGCAAACCAGCCUCGCGUCCACAUGUAACGCAGAGAAUCCUGGCAAGGGUGCAAAACCAGGCUUCAUACGGAAGUUCUUCUCCCAGUUUCCCAAUCCUUUUCAAUCCUCGAAGACUGGGUCCAUUCUCUCCUCCCUGCCUCUUCAUUCUACCAAGUUGUCUCACCUGACCGGCCAAAAGUCCAAGCUUCGGGGUCAACUCUCCCGCUGUAGGGCGGCCCAAGACGAGAUCAACUUUGAAAUCUGCCUAUCGCCACUGCCACCAACCGCUAUGAAACCAAUCAGCCUUCAGUACAUGGCAGACAUGGUUCAAAAUGUCCUCACCUUGAUUGGGGCGUGCGAGAACAAAUUCGUCGUCGUUGGCAAGGAUGACCACAUGGGUGAUUCGUCGACGAUCGAAGAGGAGCAGGAUCUGCCAAUAACUCCGCAGUACGCAGAAGGGACUCAAAAAUCCAUUUCCAUGGCAACCCCAGACGUCGGCGAGAAACCCAAGAAGACGAAAGGGGCCUAUUUCAACCAGGUGGACAGCGUCAGGCCUAUCAGAGAACUCGAGGCGAGCAGUGCUGAGUUGCUAGAGUCGAUUCUCGAGCGGGUCCGAAGCCCUGUUCAAGAGUUCCAGGCGUCUUUGACAGAGGCUGCCAACCUAGUUGUCUUGUGUGUCGCCUACUGUUUCGAUGUCCCGAAGCUUCCCUCUGGUGCUCCUGCACCGAAGGGCAUACCUUUGGAGGAGAUUGACUUGCGCAUCGAUCAUUUCUCUGACGCACUGGCACUCUUCGAUUUCCAGUCCGCCGAGGAACUCAAGCAAGCCACAAUGGAUCAGUCGGGUCAAUCAAUCGAUUUUUUGCCCGCGUCCGCCAAAGACCAGGCAAUGCCAGAAAGUGAUGAGACAGACUCCCACCGUGCUGCGGAUGAAGAGCCAUCAACUAAAAGGGGCUCCGGGAGAAACCCGAAUCAUCCAAGGCCCAGCCGGAUCAUGAGAAUGAGGGCAAAGGCAGCCGAUGCCAUGGAGUGGGCCCAAGGUUCGGACGACGUGGACUACGCGCUGAAGCUGGCAAUUGCCGUGUUCCUUGUCACUUGGCCGGCUCUGGUGGCUUCCUGGACCUCGUGGUAUGCCGAUGUUCGUGGCGUUUGGGCGCCCAUGCAACUGAUCCUGGUCUUCGAAGUGGCCAUCGGCACUUCGGUGUUUUCGUUUCUCAUCCGACUCUUUGGUGUCGUGUUUGGCUGCGUGAUUGGAUUUCUCGCGAUUCAGAUCGGUGGGGGCAAUCGCAUUGUGUUGGUUUUCGUCGUGCUCUUCGGGCUCGUUCCUUCAAUCUACAUCCAAGUGGCUACCAAAUAUGUCAAGGCUGGCAUGAUUUCCAUCGUGUCGAUGACGGUUGUUGCUCUUGCUGCGGUGAAUGGGAGCCCUCCUGCGUACGAGGUCUUCUACAAGCGUCUUGUGGCCUUUUUAGUGGGCGGUUUCGUCGCCAUGCUGGUCGAAGUCGUCGUUGCUCCUGUCCGAGCGAGGGAUCGUUUGGUGGAGUCUCUGUCUGCUUCUGUUCGCCAGGUUCAGAAAAUGCAAGCGGCUCUUGCUAUCGGGAUUGAUGGGCCAGAGAGACCAAAUCUCCAGUCCCCAGCUCUUCUUGCCCGCUUCGAUCGUUCCCGAGACAAGGCACAAGGCGCACUCACAGCGGCUGAGACAUUUCUUCCGUUCUGUCUCAACGAGCCACGUCUCAAGGGCAGUUUCAAGCCGCUGGCGCCUAUCUACGAGGAAACCAUCUACGUUCUUCACCAGAUUAUUGAUCGGAUGGACAAUGUGGUGCAGCUUCGCAGGGCGUACGGCUCGUCUAUUCUCGAAGACUUGAACCCAAAGGUUUACGCAUACCGAAGGAACGUGGCUGCCAGCAGCACGUUGAUGCUCUUCUUGAUCAACGAGGCUUUGACUACGUGGUUACCGCUUCCCCAGUUCAUCCCGUCGGCCCGGCUCGCACAGCUUCGGCUAAUCAAUCGCGUCCGCGAGAUACUCACCUCGGAAAACGCGGGCAAGUCAAAUGUGGACCUCGCGAAGAGUCUGGGGGUCAGGGUUGAGCCGGAUGAAGAAACGGCCAGUCUCAUCACGAAGCGCAAAUUCCUCUCGUGGAAUGCCAGCACGGCUGGCCAGAUGGAGAUUAUUGAGUAUCUCGAGGAACUCGUCGAGUUGGUCAAGCUGCUGGUGGGCGUCAAUGCUUUUCGGAGCGGCAUGCUGGAACGGCCCACAUACAGACAGUAUAUUGGGCGGAUGGACGCGAACCGGGAAGCCGCCGCGACGGCUCUACCGGGUCGCAGAGGCGCGCCGGCGCAGCCUGAGGGGCACGAGGGCGUUGCUCUCGAUUCGUCAAAGGGGUCGCGGUCUGGGUUCCCGCUGAAACGGGCGGCCACGGUUUUACAGCUGGCUGACAGACUCAGAGGAAAGGGUGGGGAUGCGGAAGCCGACGGCGCGAGCGCAACACAGGACGACGGCAUCCCUCGAAGCUUGCAAAGAGUUGGCACCAGGUUGAGGCAGGACAGCACCGUCGUCAGGAGAAGGGCGUUUACGAUAGGGAAUCGUCCAGGGUAA